AGAGCGCCACCGCGGCGUUUUGCCGAAACUAAUCUGUAAAAAAAAAAGUUUACUGUCAGUGUCAGCGACAAGUGUUUAGUUUAGUGUCAAAAAACUAAAUUAUUUCUUUUUCACCUUCACCAGUUGUGCUUAAAUAGUUUAUAUUUAACUAAUUUAUUUAAAAAAUGGCUCACGAUUAUUUGAGCGACUCUAAAAAUCCAUUUUUUUCUCUGGAAGAUGACAUCGACGACGAAACAUUUUUACAGAGCGCGCCUACAAGGUCCAUUUCUAGCAACAAUCCGUUUGUUAACUUUGAUAAUAACCUUGAGCAGCAGCAUCAGCAGAUCCUGGAGCGGAAAAAAGCCGUCGAGGAACGGACGAUAAAGUCAUCUGAAAGAUCAAUGACAUUGUUGAGAGAUUCUGAGCAGAUUGGAGCAGCGACUGCAGAGGAAUUAAUUAGACAAAGAGAGCAGCUCGAGAGAACUGAAAAAAGACUUGACGACAUAAACAGCACGCUGAGAUUCAGUCAGAAGCACAUUCAAGGUAUAAAGAGUGUUUUUGGCAGUUUAAAAAAUUACCUAAGUGGCAAGUCCGUGGAUUCUCCUACGCCAGCUGUCGGCGGCAAGUUUUCCGAGUCAGAGUACUCUGGACCCGGCAGCAGUGUGCUGAGUAACACCAACGAGCAGUCCAGAGUAAGCUUAGCGGGGCAGCAUCCCUCGCUGCAGCGAAGAGGACUCCUGGGCAGCGACAGCUUCGAUGAUGACAAUGGCGGGAGUCAGUACAAAUCUCAGAACUCCAAUGUCAGUAAGAUCUUGGAGCGCAAUCUUGAUGAAAUGAGCGGGUCUCUGGCUAGACUCAAGGGCUUAGCUAUCGGUCUGUCCGAGGAAAUUGACUCUCAGAACGACUUGAUCGAAAAUGUUAUGACCAAGACAGAUAAGGCUGACAUUAUGCUGGAGAGACAGAAUAAAGACAUGAGGAAUUUGUUGAAAAAAUAAAUUUAGGUGCAAAGAAAAUUGAAGAUUUUAUAUUUACUAUUAGAGUUUAUUAUACAAUAGGACGCGUAUAAUUGUCCUUAUAAAACGAAUUAAUGAUAAUUAUUAUUAUAUGUGUACAGACUUGAGCAAUUUUAGGAUUAAGUGUUUGGGUAUGCUGAAGUAUAAUCUUGAUUUUUGAUUUUUUUUUUUUUUUAAAGAAGUGUUUGGAAAAAGGUGAUCGGAAAAAAUAGACCGGAAAAAAUUU
Messenger RNA from Cotesia glomerata, 1218 nucleotides. It is a transcript of the gene Snap29, whose product is annotated as synaptosomal-associated protein 29. Gene Ontology annotation, cellular component: plasma membrane; SNARE complex. Lineage: Eukaryota; Metazoa; Arthropoda; Insecta; Hymenoptera; Braconidae. Gene Ontology annotation, molecular function: SNAP receptor activity; syntaxin binding. Bases 165 to 974 code for a protein of 269 amino acids. The record is from RefSeq and is a predicted model, not a curated record. Gene Ontology annotation, biological process: synaptic vesicle priming; exocytosis; synaptic vesicle fusion to presynaptic active zone membrane. The transcript is spliced from 2 exons.